AUGGAUCUGUCACACCAGCGUGUUGAGCAGUCUCAGGUAACUCUUCCUCGUGAGGAUAACGAUAUAGAUGGUGAUAGUAACGAGGGUACGGAAUCGGUGAGUGUGAUAGAGGAAAAUUGCGUAAUGGUUAUGGAAUUAGGGUUGGAAUCCGGAAGCGGUUUUGCUGAGAAUAUAGGUGAUGUUAGUGAUAUCGAUAUCAACAACGAUUUUAAUGAACCUGACGACGACGAUUUCUUUGCGGAGAGGAGGGAUUCUGGGCUUGAGUUUCGCGAUGUCACAUCGACGGAGAGUGGUAGCCGGUUAAUUCCAAUCGAAAUUAGCUCUGAUGAUGAGGAUGAUGGUAUUGAGAAUGAGAGGGAUAUAUGGGGGAUCGAUUCGAAUGAAGAAGAUGAAUAUGUGAACAAUGAGGACGAUGAUGAUGAUGAAUAUGAAGAUGAUGUCAGCGUGACGAUCCCUCUGUGGUGGGAUUCGCUUCAGUUAGAAGAUCGUGCUGAGGAAUUUGAAUGGGAAGAAGUGGAUGAAGGUGGCGGUGAUGAUGUUGCGGACGAGAGAGAGAUACUAAGCGUUUUUGCAGAAGCUGAUAUCGACGGCGAGUAUUCGGUUUCUGUAUCCGUCUCGCCGAUGAUCUCUUUAGAGGAUUUAGCGGCGGUUGAGAGAGCAGAGGGAUCGGGAAACCUCGGGUGGGAGGUUUUGCUGAAUGGUCAUACUCUAGAGAUCAACCUCGAUAUGGAAAACAGAGAGGAAUACAUUGUUGAUGGUGAUCAUGAUGAUUACAUUCACACAACCGAGUAUGAGAUGUUGUUUGAGCAGUUUGCUGAAGCUGGGAUUGCGAAUCUUGGUUUACCUCCAACUUCCAAAUCUUUUGUCAAGAAUCUCCCAAUGGUUCGAUUGGAAGUCGGAAACGGUGAAAGCGAGAUCUGUGCGGUUUGCAAAGAUGAGAUGAGUAUCGGGAACGAGGCGGCUCAAUUGCCUUGUAAUCAUAAGUAUCAUAGCGAAUGCAUUGUGCCGUGGCUCAGAGUGAGGAACACAUGUCCUGUUUGUCGCUAUGAGUUGCCUACAGAUGAUGCAGAGUAUGAGCAAAGGAAGAGCCAGAGAACAACUACUGCUCAUGAUUUGGUUCUGUAA
This is a messenger RNA of Microthlaspi erraticum, 1125 nucleotides long. NCBI's taxonomy places the organism in Eukaryota, Viridiplantae, Streptophyta, Magnoliopsida, Brassicales, Brassicaceae. The record is from the annotation of a GenBank genome assembly.